AAAGUUCUAUAGUACGAUUUUACGUUAUGACGCAUUAAACAGAAAUUUUCAUGUAAUUGUGUCUAAUUAAUUCAUGCACUUACGAAGGAAAGGCAAAAUAGUAGAAGUGUUUUAAAUUGGUAUUCAUUCACAAUCACCAGACGAAACCACUCGAUAAGUUUGUCAAUGACAGCUCGGUAUAUAAGCUUGUUUUAGAACUCUUAAACUUGAUCAAUAAGUUAUUUUAAAGAUCAUAAAGUGUUUGAAUAAUAAUGAUACAGAUGCUUGGAGAGUUACAAUAGAAGGGCCAAGUAAAUGAUAACUAUUAAACGCUAAAUAAGUUCUGGCAAACCAGUUUACAAGUUCCAGCAAACGAGUUAACAAAUCCGGCAAACAAGUUAACAACAUCUGGCAAACAAGUUAACAACAUCUGGCAAUCAAGUUAACAACAUCUGGCAAUCAAGUUAACAACAUCUGGCAAUCAAGUUAACAACAUCUGGCAAACAAGUGAACAAGUUCUGGAAAACAUUGAAGACAUCAUUAACCUCAUCGUCACUCCCAGAACAAAACGAUAGAUCGUUGUCAUAGACACGUGACGUGUGAAUUAUACAGAGGAACAGUAUUUGGUACAGUUUAAUAAAAUCGUUGGUUCUAGCACAAAGACUAACCUUGGACAAUUUGGACUGUAGCAUUUCAUAUAAUAGAGACUCAGGUUUGAUCUGCCAUUCUCAAGGACUUUCAUUGACAAAAACAUUGAUAUACAGUCCUAUCAAGAACAUAUAUAUUUAAGAUUGCAUUUUAUGGAACAAAAUAAACAAUAAUUUCAAAGGAUAUAAAAAUAAAGAAAAGUGCAAUUACUGUGUGCAAAGUAAAAAUCAAUCAAAUCAUAGAAAGAACGUGCAUUUUCUUGUGCGCCUUUUGAGAGCAAAACAAAUCAUCAUAUUGAAGGACAUUAUAUAGAAGUGCGCAAUUUCUGAGAGCAAUAUAAACUGUGAUUAUUGGAGAUUAGUUGAAACGAUUAUAUAUCUUGGAGAAAAUCUCGACAGUACAAACAGCAGGAGAGGACUACUCUCGCUAGCCCGGUAUCAGGGCAAAAUGCCGUAUUUAAACAACAGGUUCGAUCCAUUCCAAGUCUUUGAGGUGGAUCACCAGCCAUGUAUGCUAUUUUACUGCAUGAUAGUGAAGGGGUACAACAUAACGAAGGGAUCUGCCCUGCAAAACUGGAUGGACACACCAGACCCCUACGUAAAGGGAACAAUAAGAACAUCACCACACGGGGAGCAGCGGACACCAACAAUCGAUAACGAGGUCAACCCUGUCUGGAACCAUAUGUUCAAGUUUUACCUCGACCCACAGAUUGAUAAUGAAUUAGUGCUAGAACUCAUGGAUGCCAACUACACCAUAGAUGAACACUUGUGCACAGUGAAAAUCAAGUUAAAAGACAUUGCCUUAUCGGAAAAGAGAAUCUACCGGCGCUUACAGUUCAAUGAUACUUCAGAGGUCGAUAUUGAAAUGUGGGCUGAGCAUGAUGACAGCCCAAGACUUCGAUACAGUCUUACCCUGUGUGAAGAGGAGAAACAGUUUGUUGAUGAUCGUCGUAGAUGUGUGUUCAAGGCCAUGAAGGAGAUCCUAGGAGAUGCUGCCCCUGCCAAUGAAAAUGAGGUGCCUACCAUAGGAGUUUUAGGAUCAGGAGGGGGAUUUCGUGCAAUGACAGCGUUUUCAGGGGUGAUGAGCGCUCUGGUUGACACCAAAAUAUCUGACAUGGUCAUGUACAAUGUUGGACUGUCGGGAUCUGCCUGGUAUCUAUCUACACUUUACUCUCACCCAGACUGGCCAGAAAAAUCCCCAAAAGAGUUGCGUAAAGAGCUACGGGACAGCAUAAACUCCAACUGGGUGUGGAAACUUUUUGAUCCGUCUAGUAUGUACCGCUACCUCAAAGUUGUGGCGAUAAAACGCCAGCGAGGCCAACCCGUCAGCUUUACUGAUUUGUUCGGUCACCUUGUUGGGGAAACGCUGCUGAAAAAUCGCCUUGAUGCAAAACUGUCCGACCAACAGACAAAGAUUAAAGGUGGACGUAUCCCAAUGCCAAUGUACUCCUGCCUGCAUGUCAAGAAACAUGUUUCUGCGAUGGUUUUCCAUGAAUGGAUGGAGUUCAGCCCAUACGAGAUUGGAAUGCCGAAGUAUGGAACGUUUAUGAGACCUGAGCUCUUUGGAAGCAAGUUUUUCAUUGGCCAUCUCGUCAAGGAAUUCGACGAGCCACCACUUCAUUUCCUGCAAGGUAUCUGGGGUAGUGCGUUCUGCAUCCAGUUGAAUCGACUCUUCAAGGAUGACAAGAAAGUUGGAGAACUUGAAGCGCUCGAACAGGAAAGAGAUGAACUAGAACGGGAGUUGACGGAGGAAAUGUCGUCACAAGAUGAUGAAUCAAGCGACACGAGUGAUAGCGAAAGUGACGGCGAUAAAGAAAACAGUACCAAAAAACCAAAGUCAUUUGAACGUAAAGGUUCAAAUGCUUCGACCACCAGCAACGGUUCUAAAAAGCGUGGCUUCUUUACUUCUAUGUUUGGAAGCAUUCUGGAAAAAUAUCCGUUGCUGAAGACGAUUGAUGGCCGAGCUGCAACAGUGCACAACUUUAUGAGGGGGUUAUCCCUAUACAAGGCCUACCCAUUUUCACCCUUUACCUCCCUUGACGGGAAAAGGAAAGACGAUGACAAAUUGAACGCUUCAAGUUACUUCAGUGCACGGCUUAAAGCAAUGUCACCAAAGAAAAAGACUCCAGGAACAAUUGAAGAAACAUUUGAAGGUCAAGACCAGUUUGACGGGAUAUUUGAGAUGUAUCCUACCUCUAUCAAGAAACUGUAUGUCGUCGAUGGAGGCCUUUCAUUCAACUCCCCUUAUCCGCUCCUAUUACGGCCCCAAAGAGGGGUUGACAUCAUCCUGUCGUUUGAUUUCAGCGCUCGCAAAUCGGAUACUACUCCACCGUUCAAGGAACUGUUGCUUGCCGCGGAAUGGGCGUCACUCAAUAAUGUGCCAUUUCCCAAGAUUGACCCCUCAGUGGUGGACAGGGAAGGGUUAAAGGAAUGUUAUGUGUUCGAAAACAAACACGACCCUCGAUGUCCGAUAGUUAUGCACUUUGUCCUCGUCAACAUUACAUUUAGAGAUUACAUCAAGCCAGGAGUUAGACGACGCACGGCAGAAGAGCGGGAAUAUGCAGACUUUGACAUAUUUGAUGACCCUAACAAACCAUACUCUACGUUCAACUUCAAAUACUCCAACAAGGCAUUUGACAGAUUAUCCGAUCUGACGGAGUUCAACACAUGUCUCUGCAAGGACCUUAUCUUAGAGAAAAUCAAAGAGUGUGUAAAACGUGUUCAUCAGUACCAUACGGUCAAACAAAGGCCGAUCAUGCUGAAAGACAUUAAGAAACUUCGACUACAAAGAUCAAAGGAAAAACAGCUGGAACUUUUUGUGAAAUCAUUCGACCAAGACGAUGGUGAUUUCCCCCUAACAUAAUAUUGCGAUUUCAUAUUCAGUCUCAUAUUAUGCAUUCAUUUCAUAUAAAGGUGUCUGUGUGUGUGUGUGCGUGCGUGCGUGCGUGCUUGCGUGCGUGGGUUUGUGUUCAUCAACGCAUAUGCCAGAAUAGGUCCAAGAAUAGUCAUCCUUUCUUGUCCGAGUCCGAGUAUGGGCAUCCUCUUAUGUCAAUAGUAGGUCAUAGUAUGGUCAUCUUAUCAUGUCAGAGUAGGUGCGAGAAUGCUUAUUCCAUCUACUUUAAUGUUUUUAAUUGGAGCAUACCAUACCACUUGUAACAUGGCCAAGCAGUAACUCACAAUAUGUAACACACUAUGUUAAACUUGACGUAUUAUUAUUGUUAUUCAAUUAUGUUGCUAUACACGAUUCGUUCCCUAUAAAGUUUCAUGUGUAAAUAUCCAAUUUAUUUAUUCAUUUAUUCAUCUGUUUGUUACCUUGUUUGUUUGUUUCCAUUUUUAUUUGUUUAUUCUUUAUAUUUAUAUUUAUGUGUAAAUCUAUUAUUUAUUUAUUUAUCUAUUUAUUUAUUUAUUAUUUAUUUAUUUAUUUAUUUAUUUAUUUAUUUAUUUAUUUAUUUAUUUAUUUAUUUAUUUAUUUAUUUAUUUAUUUAUUCAUUCAUUCAUUCAUUCAUUCAUUCAUUCAUUCAUUCAUUCAUUCAUUCAUUCAUUCAUUCAUUCAUUCAUUCAUUCAUUUAUUUACUUAUAAAUCUAUUUACUUAUUUCUUUCUUUAUUUUAUUUUCUUCUUCAUUUUGUGUUAUGUUUACCGUUUUUUCUUCACAUAAUUGAAAAUAUUUGUACAUACAUUUUUGCCACCUAAAUAAAGUCUACCAGUCAGGUUGUAAUACUUACAUUUGUCAUAGGAAUGCUAACGUUUCUUGCAAUGCAAACAUUCAGCAUGGGUUCGUGAUAAUCGACAUGAAAAGGAACGUUCAUUGAACUCUAAGACGAAUACAACAAACAAGCUGAUUGCAGCAAACCCUCGGCCAAUAUUCACAAAGCUCCUGAGUCUGAAUUUGAGACUCAGAAAAGCAAAAAACAUUAAAAUUUGUCGCAUAAAUGCUUUAACUUGAUGUACUUAUUACAAGUUCUAUGUUUUACAAUCAAACAGACAUCUUUUGUAAAACAAAAUUGAAAUAUCAUAGAUAUAAUGAUUAUAUCAUAGAUACAAAUACGAUUUAAUUUUUUGAGCCUGAAUCUCAAACACAGACUUCAGUGACUACAGAUCCUGGAUCUGAGCUACAUGAUUAUAAAAUGUUAAAAACGCCCACACAUGUGUUAUUAUGAUAAUGCAAUACCUCAAUAUGAAAUAUAUUUACAACUGAACACAAACUUGUAAUGCCAAGAGAAAAUAAAGAAAAUGGAA
This is a messenger RNA of Mya arenaria, 4864 nucleotides long. Its product is annotated as cytosolic phospholipase A2-like. Gene Ontology annotation, biological process: glycerophospholipid catabolic process. The transcript is spliced from 17 exons. The coding region runs from base 1075 to 3489 and encodes 804 amino acids. Gene Ontology annotation, molecular function: calcium ion binding; calcium-dependent phospholipid binding. NCBI's taxonomy places the organism in Eukaryota, Metazoa, Mollusca, Bivalvia, Myida, Myidae. Gene Ontology annotation, cellular component: cytosol. The record is from RefSeq and is a predicted model, not a curated record.